AUGCGUAGCCUGCCGAUCGAAGAAAACCUCAAACGUCAAAUCAGCGCCACAAUUCAGGAGUCGGGCAAAAUGCGGCUCAUGCUUCUGCUGCUCACACAAGCCGCGCUCGCGAUUUUCCUAUUCGGCGAUGUCAUCGCGAAUCUCAUGUAUCGCGCUGAGCACUAUAUUCAUGAAUAUGUCAGAAUCGGCGUCAUCAUUCUGUGUUCAAUCAAUGUGAUCUGGUUUUUUGCUUCAUCCAUCGCCAUGUGCUGCACAUUCUACAAUUGUGUCACGUGCCUUAAAAUUCAUUUUUAUUUUAGUCUGACUAUCGUCGCAAUGCACUCGACGAAACUAAUCAUUCUUCUAAUCGAUUCAAACAUUUCCACAAUUAUCACUUCAUUGUUCAUCAAUACCGUCAAUGGCUUCACUAUUUAUUACGAGAACAAAUUCAUCAGUUAUCUCGAGCGAUGCCUUCGUUCAUUAUAA
Molecule: messenger RNA, 465 nt
Organism: Caenorhabditis bovis
Lineage: Eukaryota; Metazoa; Nematoda; Chromadorea; Rhabditida; Rhabditidae
Source: the annotation of a GenBank genome assembly